UUGGUGGUGGUGGUGCACGUGCUUCCCGGCCGGCGUGUCGAUAGUGUGCUCCCGUCGUCUGAUGGGGGUCUGCAAUGUGUGCGUGUCGCACGCGGGAGAUGUUUGGGUGUAGUCAUGCUGGACACUGACUUUGAAAUGGAUGAUCGAUCCCACCUCGGCAUGGGCAACAGGACCGGCUCCCCCGACCGUUACUUCACCUGCAAGUUCUGCCAGCGGCUGUUCAGGAAAGCCUACAACCUGAUGAUUCACGAGAGGUCUCAUGACACAGCCAAAUACAGUGCUGACAUCUACAAGCUUCGGAAUGAGCUUCAGUCCUGCAACAGAAGAGAUCUCAGGUUACUCUUGGCCAGGGCAGUCCAGGAGGAAAACUUUCAGGCCCUCAAGGCCUGAUGACUGGCCAGAUGCCAGCGCAGACUGGCAGCUUCGAGUCGCCUGGCAAGACAAGCCUGCAUCCCAGCCCCUGUCUUCCGGCGGCUCCUGGCGAUCAGCUCAGCAACCCCAGACCGGCGGCUCUCAGCGACAGGUUCAGCGACCCCAGACCCAAAUCUUACAGCGACCGGCAACCCCAGACUGGUGGCUCCCAACGACGAACAACCCUAGACUGGUGGCUCCAGCGCCCAGCUCAGCAACCCUAGACUAGUGGCUCCUGGUGACCAGCAACCCUAGGCUAAUGACUUCCGGUGACAUGUUCAGCCGCCCGACCAGCGACUCCGGAGCGGCAGCUGCCGACAGCUGCGCCAGCUCCCGAGGCCGGCAGCUGCUGACUUCAGGGCCGUCCGUCGCGGCCGGGAGGCGCCUGGUGCAACCUGCGCGGCACCGACUCCACCGUUUUGGGCCCGUUCUCUGCCGUACCCGCUCCCACGCGUAGAUGCAUCUGGUGUAGGCCAGGGCGGGGAUCAGACUGUGAUUUUGUGCUAGUUUGUAAUUUAUGCCCGCACGGUUCGCAAAUGUUUUUUUCAGAUGAAUGCUGCACCGUUUUGUGUUAGAAAUAGGCUAACUGAAGUCAGUUUUGAACGGAACUCUACCACCCUGUGAAGGCUCAACGUCCGUUCAUCUGGCUACUUCUGCUGAAGUGUUACAGUGGAAAAAUCUCCCUUAUGGACUCGUGGUGUCAUAUUUAUUCACUUUUCUUCCUUUGAGCUCGGGGAAUUGCCAUGACUAUUGAAAGCAGUUUUACUCAUUCAUGCCUGGCCAAUGUAAAUCCUCGCCAGGCGCUUUUGAUUUCACCUGUGCUUUGUAUGCGGUAUGUGUUGGCCAUAGGUAACGAGUUGUUGCGCAUGCCCCGUUUUUUGCAGUAGGAGAUGAAUAACAUUGAAUGUUAUCAUAGUCAUGUAUAUAUUAUAUAUGAAAUACAGUCCACCCA
Molecule: messenger RNA, 1363 nt
Organism: Pollicipes pollicipes
Lineage: Eukaryota; Metazoa; Arthropoda; Thecostraca; Pollicipedomorpha; Pollicipedidae
Product: protein bowel
Exons: 4
Coding region: 115-390 (91 amino acids)
Source: RefSeq, a predicted model, not a curated record